GUGAGAGGCAGCAUUUCUCCUCCGAGUUUAACCGUGUUGAUCCCGUAACAUUUUUGGUGGAGUCAUUUCAGGCAGAUCCACUCUCUGCCUCGUCUUGAAGUGGAUUGAGGGGAAGGGGCGAAAAAGGGGGGGAGGAGGCGUAGCGUGUGUGUUUAUGCCACUGCUGCAUCUGUAACGGUGUCGUGGGGGAGUGGGUGGAGGGCAGCGUUGUGAAUGAGUGAGGCAGCAGAGCAGCUGAGUGAGACUAACAAGUGGUUGCCAUGCAGCAGGAGCAAGCGUGCGUGCUCCUGGAGGGAGAGACAGAGAAACAGAAUGAUAAUGAGUAGGAGGCAGCGGGUGAGGGAGCAUGAGGAGAGGAGACGUCUCUGUGAGAGGAGACACAUCCCAGCAGCUGGAUCCAGCUCUCACCCCUGUGUCUGUGCCUCUCUCCUCCGCUCCUCUCCUCAUCUCUAGGUCUGGUCUGGACCACAGCCUGUGUCUGUGAUCUGGUGGGUGAUGACAUAAUGGACAUCCGUCUGAGGGCUUCAGGACGGAGGAGGUGCUGGACACACACCGCAGCAACAGGUCUGUGAGGACGGCGGGACGAUGACGGUAACAUGCAGGCUGCUGGACCUCUGACCCUCCUGAAGGAAAGAUGAGGCGCCCAGAUGCCGGUCUACCAUGUUUAGCGUCCACUACAACCACUCCCUUACUGCCAUGAGCGGAAACGACAUGAUGGCGCACUCUCUGACUCUGGAGCAGAAGACGACGUUUGCCUUCGUGGGGAUGCUGCUGGUGAUCCUGGGGCUGCUGAUAGUCCGCUGUUUCCGGAUCCUGCUGGACCCCUACAGCAGCAUGCCCUCCUCCAACUGGGCCGACGGCAUCGAAGGACUGGAGAAGGGAACGUUUGAAUACGCCCUGACUUAACACAGUACCACAUACACACACACACACACACACACACACACAUCCACAGACGCCCCCGGUCAAAGGAGGUGCCUACUGGAACACACACACAACGGACGCACAAAACAAUGCUUACACCAACGCAAACGCACACGAACCACAGCCCCUCAUGAUCAUUGCACACCAGACGGAGCGACCGUCCAGACGGAGCGACCGUCCGGACGUCUGUGUUGAUGGUGUCUGGUGUUUUCCAUUGUUGUUUUCCUGUUCGACCUCUGGCUGGUGUUGGUGGGACAGACCGGAGAGUGACGGUGCAGUGACAUUACUCCAUCCUGUCUGAAGACUCAGGGACAUGAAUCCUCGUGAAGCGUGAUUUCAGAAGGAGAAACAGUUCGACUUCACCUUUGCACAGAAAAAAACCUGCUCUGCACAAGAAUGUACCAGUGGUGUGUGCUUUCAUACAGGGUAUAACGUUCAUCUCGUACUUUGUGGACUUACCC
Messenger RNA from Cynoglossus semilaevis (tongue sole), 1385 nucleotides. It is a transcript of the gene ctxn2, whose product is annotated as cortexin 2. The record is from RefSeq and is a predicted model, not a curated record. NCBI's taxonomy places the organism in Eukaryota, Metazoa, Chordata, Actinopteri, Pleuronectiformes, Cynoglossidae. The transcript is spliced from 2 exons. Bases 661 to 906 code for a protein of 81 amino acids.